AUGGAGAGCAAACUUACAGACCUGGAAGAACGUCUGAAAUCAUUGGCUUUAGCAUACGAAGAAGCUUCAAUUGAUAAGUGUCGUCAAUACGAGCUGACGGAGACUUUGGACUCACAGCUGUCUCAGGCUGCGUACUUUGAAGAGGUGAGAUGUAGGCGAGUUUUUCUUUUUGUCAGUGUUUUUCAUAUGUCAGCGUUCUAAGCGUAUGUAUCUUUGUGGUUUUGUGGCUUUUGCUGUUCGGAAAUGUGUUGCAGGGUUAAUAAGGCUGACGGUACCAUGAGUUGAUGCUUGGGAACCAAUGAAAUUUUGGUAUCUAAAGGAGCGUGACAUUGCUAAAGGUCAAACAAGGGCAUUUUGAGACCGCAAUAUCGAUUCUUCACAAUUUGCUCGUCUUUUAUUACAGCUACAUGUGUUUGGAAGCGUUACAUUUAAAUAUCUUCAUGAUUCAAACGUUUUGAACAGUGAUGCAGCUGUUUAAGGUUUCACGUUUUAGUGUGGGUGCUGCUUCAAGCCAUUUCUGACCUAAUUCGGCUUUCGCGCAGUCGCAAACGGUGUAACGCACGUAUUUCAUAGUUUAUGAAGUCUGUUUUACCUGCUUCAAGGUAGGGUAUAAAAGAUCUUAUAUUCUUCAAAGUUCUUCCAUUGAAACAAUAACUGAUAUUUAGAUAUGGACUUUAAUUCGAAAGUAUACGGCCUAUAAAUUGUGGUUUUAGAAGUUUGAAAGGCAGCGUAUUUUUUUAAAGCUUUACCGAGGGAGUUAAUCCUGUCAUAAACAAGCUUUAUUCUAUCUCGCUUACAAAGAUCUCAUCAACAGACCUUUUUCGCUCCGGCAAAAAAAACGUGAAUUAAGUGAACAACAUGAUACAUGCUUGCUGCUUAAGAGUAAUUAUUGUCAUUGAAACGUAUUUUAUUUAGUAAAGAUGGAUAGGUAAAGUAGAAACAAUAGCGUUAAGGAAUAAAAUUGGAAGAAACUAGGUGACAAAGUAAUUAGAUUUAACAAUUAAUGAAUGAGGCUGAGUAUCUUAUGAAGAAUUAUGGAGAUCUCGGAGGAUGUUAUCCGCCUCGGCCUACGGCCUCGACGGAUAACACCCUCCUCGAUCUCCAUAUUCUUCAUAUGAUACGAAAGCCGAAUUCAACAAUUGUUUUAUUAUUCAUGCAAAAUAAUUCCUAGUUUAAAAACAUGGCUAAAACAUGCUUACCUUUAUCGAUCCAUCGAUGUUAAGUUCAUCUUCGAUAGUGCACGUUUAGGUUUGUCAAGCCCCGCAAAUAUUCUCCAAAUAGCAGAUGCCGCCCUUCGAGUUGUCUUCUUGGUGUUCUUGCCAUGUUUUUAGCUAUUUUUUGGCCUAGUUCUUACUCUUGAAACGAGUGAAAUGUCCACUAUUUUUUGUUUUCACAACCAAAACAACUCAACCUCGUCCCAGGUCUUCUCGGUUAACGGUGCCUUAACCUGCACGAACGCUGCAUUUUUGACGUCAUUUCCUUGUUAAACACAAAAGUCUUCCAAAUUUGGACAUCAGAAACUGGUUAUGGUGAAUUAUGCGGGUGCUUUUAGCCAAUCAGAAUCUGGGAAAUAUUUUGAAUGAAUAAUAAUUGUGUUUUUUUCAGUGGAAUAACAUGAUAUGAGUAGAAAUAUAUUUCGGCAGUUUGAUGAUGUUUUUGCAAGGAAAUAAAUGCUAGGCUAGUAAGUUUGACGUUGCAUGAAGCAUUAUUUAAUUGCACGCGUUGUAAAGCCGAGGUGAUUUCUUAAAAUCGUUUGAGUAAGUUUUUAGUAAGCAAUUUGCGUUCCUUUACGUACGAAUUGUAAAUGGAACAAAGUCCAACACUUCACGUGCAAAUUGUGCGCAUGAAUUAUUUUUAUUAGUCGGCUUACUGAUUCGACUUCCACCGCUGGAAACUUUUUUUUUCUCCUUUUUUUUGGUCGUUUUGUUUUGUUUUGCUUUUUAUUUUUUUUUUGUUAAACAUAUUUUCAUUUUUUGACAGACUUAAGAUAUACCAGUAGACUAAUUGCAGGUUCAUUAUCAGCUGUCAUUUGUAAAAUAAUUAAUAAUCCGCAAGUUAGCCUUAAGCACCCUUUGAUUGAUGCAGGUACUGUCAAGUGGUCGCCAGAAGUGGCUGAAGCUGCUGGAAUCCAUCAGCACCCGGGAGGAAGCAGUGGCAGGUGGGGUUGCCAUGGCUGCAGCAUUUGCCACGUACUUAGGCCCCUACCCGUUCACGUUUCGUCGUGAGAUGCUGACAGUGCACUGGCCACUGUGUUUGGAUGAACGUGGUGUUAUGUUGGUAGUGGAU
This is a messenger RNA of Porites evermanni, 2286 nucleotides long. Lineage: Eukaryota; Metazoa; Cnidaria; Anthozoa; Scleractinia; Poritidae. The record is from the annotation of a GenBank genome assembly.